Messenger RNA from Nipponia nippon (crested ibis), 1248 nucleotides. It is a transcript of the gene ZPLD1, whose product is annotated as zona pellucida like domain containing 1. NCBI's taxonomy places the organism in Eukaryota, Metazoa, Chordata, Aves, Pelecaniformes, Threskiornithidae. The record is from RefSeq and is a predicted model, not a curated record.
AUGGAACAGGUAUGGUUACUGCUCCUGCUGACGAUUAAAGUGCUUUCAGUGACUGCUCAGUUCAAUGGAUACAACUGUGAUGCUAACCUCCAUAGCAGGUUUCCUGCUGAACGAGAUAUCAAUGUCUUCUGUGGAGUACAGACAAUUACUAUGAAGAUAAAUUUUUGCACGGUUCUUUUCUCUGGUUAUUCUGAGACAGAUCUGGCACUGAAUGGGAAACAUGGGGAUGCCCACUGCAGGGGUUUCAUCAAUAACAACACUUUUCCAGCAGUGGUCAUUUUCAUCAUCAAUCUGAGUACUUUGGAGUCCUGUGGAAACACUUUAGUGGUAUCCUCAGCUCGAGGUAUCAAUGCUUAUGGAAAUACCUCAGUGAUACAGAUAGGUAAUGUUUCAGGCUAUAUUGAUACGCCAGACCCACCAACGAUUAUCAGCUAUUUGCCUGGGCUUCUGUACAAAUUUAGCUGUAGCUAUCCACUGGAGUACUUGGUUAACAAUACCCAGCUUGCUUCGUCAUCAGCUGCUAUUUCUGUAAGAGAGAACAAUGGUACAUUUAUCAGCACUUUGAAUCUGUUGCUUUACAAUGAUUCAACCUACAGCCAGCAGCUCCUUAUUCCAAGCACAGGUUUACCUUUGAAAACCAAAAUAUAUGCAGCUGUAAGAGCAACCAACCUUGAUGGCAGGUGGAAUGUUUUGAUGGACUACUGUUACACUACGCCAUCUGGUAAUCCUAGCGAUGAUCUUCGAUAUGAUCUUUUUUUCAGCUGUGACAAGGACCCGCAGACAACUAUAAUUGAAAAUGGCAAGAGCCAAAUGGGCCGGUUUUCCUUUGAGGUGUUUCGCUUUGUGAAGCACAAGAACCAGAAGAUGUCUACAGUCUUCCUUCACUGCGUGACAAAGCUGUGCAGAGCAGAUGACUGUCCCUUUCUUGUGCCAAUUUGCAGUAACAGAGAAAGAAGAGACGCUGGUGGAAGGACAACUUGGAGCCCUCAGAGCACCUCUGGCAAUGCUGUAAUCUCUGCUGGCCCCAUCAUUACAAGGAGUGAUGAGACGCCAACCAACAAUUCACAGCUUGCUCAUCCAAACGGACCUCCUUUCCAGCUGAACUCGGUCACCAGCACACUGAUUUCAGGCAUUGUCAUCCUAGGAAUCACAAGCGUUUUCUUUUUUAUGUGUUCCCUAACUCUUCUGCACAGAAAGUGGCCCAACAGUUCAGUCUUGAGUGGCAUCCGAAACCCAGUUUUCAACUGA